AUGGCAUUUUGGUGGAAGAAGAGUCCCAAGACUCCGAGUGACUAUGUGAAACACUUGAACGAACAGUUGGACAAGUUAGAGUCGGCGAGUGCCGGCAGUGACCUAAGAAAAAAGGCACAAGAUGAAUGUGGUAAGUAUAUUGCUGGGACAAAGCACUUCCUUUUGAAAGAGACGGACCCUGUUCCUACACAAGAAGCUCUAGAUGAGCUCUACUAUUGGAUCUAUCAGUCUGAUCUCUUUUUCACUCUAUUGCACUCGUUCCCCAACCUUGACUUUGAGGCGAGAAAGGAUGUAGCUAUGAUAUAUUGCAUUUGUUUGAGUCGCUCAAAGGAUAACAAGUUUCCUACCGUUGAUUAUUUGUUAACGAAACCGAAAUUUGUGUCAAUGUUACUCAAGACCUCUGAAGUUUGCAUUACCAGGCCGGGAGGGUCUGAUAUAUUCCUUACAGCUUCAGGAAUGAUUUUGGAAACUAUAAAGCAAGAACAGCUUUGUCGACUCAUCAUAAGAGACCAACAAAUAUGGAAAUUCUUUGAUUUCACAAGGUUAGGGUCCUUCGAGAUCAGUUCUAGCAGUUUACAAGUUCUCACUGAGCUUUUCACAACGCAUCCAAAACUCGUAUCAGUAGAGUUUUUCAGCAACGAGGACAAUAUGAACCAAUUUAUCGAUAGAAUAAAUAAGCUAAUGGCCCAUGGGAACUACGUUACUAAGAGACAAAGUGUGAAAUUGUUAGGAACUCUUAUCUUCAAUCGGGUGAACAAAAACUUGAUGACAACAUAUAUUAAUAACUCGGAUAACGUUAAGUUGGUCAUGAUUCUUUUGAGCGACAGAUCGAAAAACCUACAAUUGGAAUCGUUCAAUAUCUUUAAGGUUGUCGUGGCAAACCCUCGAAAGUCAAAACCCGUGCUUGACGUAUUGGUUAAAAAUAGAGACAAGCUACUGAACUUUUUGGAACAGUUUGGUACGGACAACAAAGACUCAACGUUCUUAGACGAAAAAGAGUUCAUUGUGGAACAAAUUGAAGCUCUACCCAGAAUCGUUCCUGCCAGCGGUGAAUAUACACUCGGAACCUCUCCGCAGAAGAAUAUGGUUUUAUAG
Messenger RNA from Kluyveromyces marxianus DMKU3-1042, 1095 nucleotides. RefSeq names its product Hym1p (gene HYM1). The coding region runs from base 1 to 1095 and encodes 364 amino acids. Gene Ontology annotation, molecular function: protein serine/threonine kinase activator activity. NCBI's taxonomy places the organism in Eukaryota, Fungi, Ascomycota, Saccharomycetes, Saccharomycetales, Saccharomycetaceae. The record is from RefSeq and is a predicted model, not a curated record. Gene Ontology annotation, biological process: intracellular signal transduction. The transcript has a single exon.